CCAUUGAAUGGAAACAAAUGGAAAUCGAUUUGAGUUUUCAUUCUUGUUGAUUGUUUACUAAUUUUGAUUAGUCAAUUUCUACUAAAUUAUAAUUGUUUUUUCGUUAAAAAUGGAGAUUCUCAGAAGUCUAGUAACUUCCGGGGUAAAAUGUUCGAAUCGAAUCUUUUCUCGACCAAAUUUAAUCAACCGGAUUAUGAUCAACAAUAAACGAAAUCAAAUGAACGUUCAUAGUGAGGGUAAAAUGAUUGUCAACUUUUUGGCCUCAGAAGAUGCUGAUCGUUUAUUAGUCAUGUCUUAUAGUGAUCUUGGUUUUAGAUUAACCAACGAUCUUUUCCUUUUAGGACCAAUUGUUUUGUUUCCCAAACAAUUGUAUUCUUGGAAUGUCGGUGAUGCCUCAAGAGUAACUCCAGCUUCAACUAGUCUCUUUUAUCUUUUAGUUCCUAAAGUUGAUUUAAUUGUGUUUGGCUUUGGUGAUCCUGGUAAUUCUAUUCCUCUGGAAACUAGGAUAUUCUUACAAUCCAAGGGUAUCAACUCCGAGUGUUUACCAACUAAAGACGCUGUCGCUACUUAUAAUUAUCUAGUAGACGAAGGUCGUAGAGUAGCUGGAGCUUUUAUUCCCCCAACGAAAACCGUACAAACAUUAGCUGAUGAUCAGGCCGUCUUGCAAACUGGUGGUCGUCAUGUUUCAGAUUUCUCAGCGGGUUAUUAUGACGAAUUAGCGGAAAAUGAGUAUAUCCAUGGUGAGCUUACUCGAGCUCGUUUUUCUCACUCUAUGGGCGACUUAACCCUUGAAGAAAUGAGAGAAAAAGUAAGAGAAAUCCGUAAAAAGGCUAGACGAACUGAACCUGAAUUUUAAUCUCUUACAAUUCAAUUACAUGUAUAGUUAUUUAAAAUCAUAAAUUCUGUUGAACCAAAUUGAAUGAGACUAGUUUUGAAAUAAACUGAUUGCAAAAUGUU
Panonychus citri (citrus red mite) is the source of this 957-nucleotide messenger RNA. RefSeq names its product NADH dehydrogenase [ubiquinone] 1 alpha subcomplex assembly factor 3-like. The record is from RefSeq and is a predicted model, not a curated record. The transcript is spliced from 2 exons. Bases 110 to 856 code for a protein of 248 amino acids. Gene Ontology annotation, cellular component: mitochondrial inner membrane. Gene Ontology annotation, biological process: mitochondrial respiratory chain complex I assembly. Lineage: Eukaryota; Metazoa; Arthropoda; Arachnida; Trombidiformes; Tetranychidae.